GGUGCUCGCUCAUUGUCUCAAAUGUUCCUUGCUGUAUUCGAUAUAUACGAAGGUUUAAAAGAGGAGCACUCCUUAAGUUGUUUUCACGAUAACAUUUUGGCUCGUUCUAUGCAACUUCAGUCGAAGAAAAGUGAGCGACCUUCGUAAUUGUCGAAGUGGUGCGGCUUUCAAGAUGGCAAGUCACAUGGUCAUUUUCUUUGUUGUCGUAACCACUUGGAUCGUCGCCGUGCACACUGAGGAAGCGAGUGCACCAACACCUCAAUCUCAACCACUCGUGAAUCUACCUGCGCAAGAGAAGCCCAUCGACCAGGCUGAGGAAAAAGUGCGACAGCUGGAGCAAUUACUACGCUUUAUUAGAGCAAGAAAUCGCCCUCGGCAGUGCAGCGAUCUUUUGCGAGCUGGUCAGCGGAAUAAUGGCGUGUACACAAUAUACCACAGCGCAGCUCAUGAAUCAGGACAGGACGUCUACUGCGACCUCACAUCAGAUGGUGGAGGCUGGACGGUAAUCCAAAGGCGCGGACAAUUCGGAAACAGGGUUUUCCACUUCUACCGAAACUGGAGUGAAUACGCGCUAGGCUUCGGCAGCCCUGAUAAUGAGUACUGGAUUGGAAACUACGCCCUCCACGCCCUGACGUCCGGCGCAGAAAACGUGACUCUUCGCGUAGUGCUGAAGAACUCCACGCAAGACAGCGCUUUUAUCUACUACAACAAUUUUCGUGUGGAGAAUGAAGACAAAUUGUUCCUUCUAAAAAUGGGAGACUUGAUUGGUCCUCAAGGCUGGGACGCUAUGAGGCAUAGUGACGGUCAAAAGUUCUCCACUUUUGACCGCGACAACGAUGCCGGGAAUAACAACUGUGCAGCAGCAUACCGAGGAGGAUGGUGGUACGCCAACUGCCACGCAUGCAAUCCGAAUGGUCUCAACCUUAACGGAUUGCAUGAGAGCUAUGCCGAUGGCAUCGACUGGAGCGUGCGAAACAACGAAGGCCGCUUGUACCACUAUUCAUUCCCCGCUAUGGAGAUGAUGAUCAGGCCAGCUAGUUUGAUGCAAGGCAAGGAGAGUGAGCUGCAUUUUUUCCCGCCGUCGUAGUGUUGGGAAAAAAAGGUUACAUGAAAAUAAAGA
Messenger RNA from Dermacentor silvarum, 1120 nucleotides. RefSeq names its product techylectin-5A. The coding region runs from base 173 to 1087 and encodes 304 amino acids. NCBI's taxonomy places the organism in Eukaryota, Metazoa, Arthropoda, Arachnida, Ixodida, Ixodidae. The transcript is spliced from 6 exons. The record is from RefSeq and is a predicted model, not a curated record.